Messenger RNA from Jaculus jaculus (lesser Egyptian jerboa), 893 nucleotides. It is a transcript of the gene Syndig1l, whose product is annotated as synapse differentiation inducing 1 like. Lineage: Eukaryota; Metazoa; Chordata; Mammalia; Rodentia; Dipodidae. The transcript is spliced from 4 exons. Gene Ontology annotation, cellular component: membrane; intracellular membrane-bounded organelle. The record is from RefSeq and is a predicted model, not a curated record. Bases 134 to 850 code for a protein of 238 amino acids.
ACGUCUCGGCUCGCCGGCCCAUGCCGGGUCCCCGAGCCCCCGCGAGGAGGCGGGACCGUCCGCAGCGCGACAGGCGCCACGAGGGCAGUUCGGCCGGCACAGGCUCCUCUCCCCAGCAGCUGCCUGCAGAGUCAUGGAGAGCCUGAGUGAACUGCAAAACCCACUACUGCCUGGAAGCUCCGCCCGCCUCCAUGGUCCCUUCCCCUACCCAGAGACCCCGGCCAGCUGGUCCUGCCAGGAGAAGCUCUAUUCCUACCUCCUGGGUGGUGCUGGUCCUGCCCGGGCCCACCAGCUCUUGGACCCAGGGUCCCUGCAGCUGACUGUGGAGGCCUGGUACCGGCCCACCUGCCUCCUGGGGAGGGACAAGGUCAAGGAACCCAAGCCAGGCAGCUGUGAGACCAGCUUCACAGAGGCCAGAGAGCCCUCAGUGGGGCCCACAGAGCAAGGCUCAGAACCUGGUCACGCUGAAGAGGAUGUCACCAUCCACACCGUGUCCUACGGGGUUCAAGAGGAACUGCAGGGCCAGGAGGACAGCCAGGAUGAGGAUGAGAGUGACACCAGCUCCACGGAGAGUGAAAGCGAAGACAACUUCCUCACGCUGCCCCCCAGGGACCACUUGGGUCUCACUCUCUUCUCCAUGCUGUGCUGCUUCUGGCCUCUGGGCAUUGCUGCCUUCUACUUCUCCCAGGGGACCAGCAAGGCGAUCUCCAAAGGGGACUUCCGCCUGGCCAGCACCACCUCCCGCCGCGCGCUCUUCCUGGCCACGCUCUCCAUCGCCGUGGGGGCCGGCCUCUAUGUGGCAGUGGUCGUGGCGCUGUCGGCUUACAUGUCCCAGAAUGGCCAUGGCUAGUGGCCAGUGGGGCCCCACGUCCUGACUCUCCUGACCCAUCAGA